Messenger RNA from Pocillopora damicornis (cauliflower coral), 978 nucleotides. RefSeq lists its product as uncharacterized. Gene Ontology annotation, molecular function: aminoacyltransferase activity. NCBI's taxonomy places the organism in Eukaryota, Metazoa, Cnidaria, Anthozoa, Scleractinia, Pocilloporidae. The record is from RefSeq and is a predicted model, not a curated record.
CACAGAGUGCACGACAUAUCAACGCCGGCAUUCAAUUAUGAGCAUUUCUCAGGCUGUUCUGAACGGUGAAAAAUAUCAGCUUCGAAAAAGAACUGUGAUUCUUGGUAUCAGCCCUGGCAAUCCGCAUUAUUACAAGAUAGAAACCCUCGAACGGCUGUUCGAUUUAGCCGGAAGGACCUCGGAAAAGGUCUUUCUUUUUAUUCCGGACAAAAUAUCCGAACACAACUAUCGUGCUGUAGGUUCCAAGAACCCCGAGAAGUCCGCGCGUAUCAAAUGCAAUCGCUUGCGAAACAAAUGCAAUGAAGCCAUCCAAAGUAGCGGUCUUCGCGAUGUGUCCCACAGCUUCAUAAGGUGGACAGAGGAGGUGGAAAGCUGUCAUGAAUACAAAAAAGCGUUAGAGAACAUCAAAAACCUGUACGAAGUGAAUGAUGACUUUCACAACGACGUUAGACAAUCUACCGUGGUGGCAUUAAGAUGUCUCAAAAACGGCCGUGAGAAGGGAGGUUCUGAUGAGGAAAACAAAUCAGCUGAGGCCGACAGUAACGUAGACUUGGACGAAGGGGUGCAGUAUCUUCUGAAAGAGCUGGCUUUCUUUUUAGCAGUACCGAACAUUUAUAAAGAUUGCAAUAAUUUUGUUUUUGUGUAUCAUCGUCCCUGGCCAGUUUUAGAAAGGUUCUUUGGUGGGUUUUAUGAUGGUGUUGAAAAGCCAUCUUUAGGUUUUGUCGUUUUUGAAUGACAUACUUUAGAUAUAAGCCAUCAAGUCGAGGACAGCAUUAAAUAAUGUUUAAGAUAAGAAUAGAGGUAAAGUUUCUGGAAAAAAAAAACGCAAUUGACCCGUAGUCGAUCAGUAAUUACAAUGAAUGUAGAUCUUUCGAAAAUUAUGAUAUCUGGUAUGUCUGCACACAUUAACACAACAUUGUAAAAAGCUGUCACAAGAUUUGUUGCUAACAACCAAUAAAUUAUCUGCACCACAUUCAA